AUGCGCAGCAAGAGCGUGGACAACUUCUUCCAGCGCCCCAGCAACGGGGAAGUCCGCCUGCCCUCUGGGAUCAUCCGCGAGCCUCCGCUGACCUCCUCGCCACCACCCUUCGGGGAGACGCCCCUGACCUGCGAGCGCUCACCCUCCCUCUCCCCUUCGCUCAGCCCCAACCCCUCGCUUUCGUCCCGCUCGCCCUCCCUCAGUCCCUCCCUCUCCCUGACCUCCAAAGCCCAGCUCCAUGGCCAGCUCCAUGGCCAGCUCCAGGCCCGGCUAGUGAAGACCCACUGUUUCCAGGAGCACGUCUUCCGUCGGCCCACCUGCUGCCAGCAAUGCAAACACGUGAUACAGGGGAACUCCAAGCAGGGUCUGCGCUGUAAAGCCUGUAAGCUGGGCGCCCACCUCUGGUGCUCCUCUGAGCUGUCCCAACAGCCCUGCACAGGAAAGACGGGGGCCUUUAAACGAAACUUCAGCUCCCCUCUCUUGACUAACGAUAUGUUAGGGGUGGUCAAGGAAGCUCUACCAUCGCAAGAGUCUGAUAAAGGGGGAAUUGACCCUGUGUAUGAGGCUCUGCGUUAUGGGACGUCGCUGGCACAGAUGAGUCGCUCUAGCUUCGGAAGCAUCACUGAGUCCCCCAUUCAUAAGGUGGAGAGAGUAGGGGAGGGACUGGAAACACAACCAAUCGCUGAGGAGGAGUUUGUCCCAGAGACUGAGACUCUCAAUCCUCCUGAAAGUGAGAAGGCUGAUUCAGAGGACAGGGUCAGUCUGAAGACUCCAAAGCGCAUCGAUGUCCACUCUGUACACACCUACGUGGCUCUGUACAAGUUCAUCCCUCAGGAGAAGAAUGAUCUGGAGUUACAGCCUGGCGAUCGAGUGCAAGUAACUGAUGACUCCAAUGAGGACUGGUGGAAGGGGAAAAGCAAAGACAAGCUGGGUUUCUUCCCCGCCAACUUUGUACAGAGAGUGCGCCCAGGUGAGCGUGUGUGGAAGGUCACGGGUGGUUUCCAUGGUGACCGUGACAGAGGGCAGAUGACUGUGAAAGAAUCUCAGAUCUGUGUGGGGAAGAACGAAGAGCUGGACGGUUUCCUAAAGCUGAGCAGUGGGAAGAAGAGAGGUCUAGUCCCUUCCAAGUACCUUCUAGAGAUAUGA
Salvelinus namaycush (lake trout) is the source of this 1146-nucleotide messenger RNA. RefSeq names its product SH3 and cysteine-rich domain-containing protein 2-like. The coding region runs from base 1 to 1146 and encodes 381 amino acids. Gene Ontology annotation, cellular component: extrinsic component of cytoplasmic side of plasma membrane. NCBI's taxonomy places the organism in Eukaryota, Metazoa, Chordata, Actinopteri, Salmoniformes, Salmonidae. The transcript has 10 exons. Gene Ontology annotation, biological process: skeletal muscle contraction; positive regulation of protein localization to plasma membrane; positive regulation of voltage-gated calcium channel activity. Gene Ontology annotation, molecular function: protein binding. The record is from RefSeq and is a predicted model, not a curated record.